This is a messenger RNA of Perognathus longimembris pacificus (Pacific pocket mouse), 294 nucleotides long. RefSeq names its product small cysteine and glycine repeat-containing protein 6-like. The record is from RefSeq and is a predicted model, not a curated record. The transcript has a single exon. NCBI's taxonomy places the organism in Eukaryota, Metazoa, Chordata, Mammalia, Rodentia, Heteromyidae. Bases 1 to 294 code for a protein of 97 amino acids.
AUGGGUUGCUGUGGCUGUGGAGGUUGUGGCGGCUGCGGUUGUGGUGGUUGUGGUUGUGGUGGUUGUGGCUGUGGUUGUGGUGGCAGCUGUAGUGGUUGUGCCGGCUGCUGUCGCGGCUGCUGCGCCUGCUGUUCCCCAAGAAUCUACUGCUGCCGCCGCACCUGCUGCAACUCCUGCGGCGGCUGCGGCUGUGGCUGUGGCUCUUGUGGCUGCGGCUGUGGCAAGUGCUGCUGCUGCCAGAAGAAGUGCUGCUGCCAGCAGAAAUGCUGCUGCAAGAAGCAAUGCUGCUGCUAG